GGCAGGGCGGUCUGGCAUCCGAUCGCUCGCGGGCUGUUUAACCAGCUGCCUCAAUAUAACCGGGACUUAGUGGGUCCCUUUCGAAGCAAUAUUUGAAGUACAUAAAUCUGGCCCAAAAGGCGAUGACCGUGAACUGAAUCCUCCGCACCUGCCCCCCUUUGUCCGUGAACAGCGAUGACGGCGGCGGGGGGCGCGAUGUGGAACGCGGCCACUGACGCCGCUGGGACUCGUUGGUUCCGCUCGUCCCGCGGAGUAAACAAAAGCCGCCGGGCUCUUUGCCAACAGCGCCGUGAACCUGACACUCGGGCAGCGAGAGAGAGAAAGCACACACACAACAUUUCUCAAACGCGUCCUCAUUAAUUAACGCGCACUUGUAUGAUGACGACGAUGAUGAUGAAUGGGCAGUCGCCCGGGUGUUAGAGUGUGUGCCCAGAGCCGUGCGAGUGUCAACAAAAACGCGAAGGCCGCCUACAUAUAUACCAACACGCCCGCGCCACGCCGCCCAAGCGUUGCGGCUCCCACCGGUCAGGACCUUCAACGGCGGCGUCGUUAAAGGCAACGGGCGGAGUUGAGCGGAGUGCCCUGGGGAGUUGAAGGUCAACGGGAAAGUGACACCUCUGACAUGUCGCACGCCACGGCUGUGAAAUACGCGUGGCUUCAGGGCCUACUGCUGACUUCAGCAUCACUGGCAGUGUCUCUGGCGCCGCCCGAUCGACUGAUAGCAGCUGCUCAGUCUGGCAUUGCACGAGGGCGUUCCUCCGGUUCUGGUUGUUUACUCCUGGCAAGUGACAUUGGAAAACAUGGCUCAGACAAUAAUCCCACGGAGUCCUCUUCGCCAAGGCCCCUCAGUCAACAUCUACCGGAAGGCCGCGAGAAACGCUCAACAGAGUCCAUCGGCCAAGGUUUCCUUGGUGACCAGAAGCAGACUUCAUCGGAAGCCAUCCGACAAGAAUCACCGGGAAAUGGCAAAGCGCCACUUCUGGGGUUAGAGAGCAACGACCCACAGAAUGUAUCGGCCGACAAACCAAAAAAUGUACCCACUGCCCAUCAGCCACGGUUAGUGGGCCGUUUGGGCCACGAUGACGAGCAACAGUCACCUGGGGCCAGGUGCCGGAAUUGUCGAGGCGGCGGAAGACCUGGCUCGAGACGCAUGAGGAGGAAGAGCGGCAAUGCCUUUGGGAAUGGGAAUGGGAAAGGGCAAGGGCAAGGGAAUGUGGGUAACGAUGGACAAAUCAACGUUCAAGGAUCAAACGGUAGUCGGAAUUCAACAACCAAUGACCAGUGGUGGAGCACAGCGGGCGAAGGUUGGACCCUGUCAGAUUGCUUGAUUUCCGUUGGACUCCAGUCGGGGUUUAUUCCAGAUUCGGCCUUCACGGCCACUUCAGAAGAUUCGGCAGCAGGGCUCGGGGCGACAUCGGCGAGGCUGAACAACGCUGCGGGGAGCUGGAGUCCCCGGCACGACCGGACCGGCGAGUACCUACAGGUCGACCUUGGCGUGUCGUUUCCCAUCAGUGGCUUGGUCCUGCAGGGUGCGCCCGGUAACAACACGUGGGUCACGGAUUUCCAGGUGGUUGUCUUGAGGGCAGAUGGAAAAGAAUGGAAGCCUCUUGACGCCAAAGGUGAAAAUCAGGUUUUUGCCGGGAAUGUUGACGGGACGACGGAGCGGAGUCUGCUCUUCAACACGACCGUGCCGGCCUCCGGCAUACGAGUCAUGCCAGUGGCGUGGCACGGUCGGAUUUCCCUGCGGCUGGAACUUCUCGCGUGCUCAAAGGCGCUGAAAACGCCCGAGAUAGAUUAUGAUCCGACGAGCGUGAACGGCAAGGUCAAAAUUACCGUCGCCAACUUGCCGGGUGGUCCCGUCUGUUUCCGAUGGGACAUGGGAAACGGAGAAAACCUGAUCCUAGGGCCCAUGUUUUGCAAGGACGGUUGCCCAUCGUGUCAAUACGUAACGCUGGACUACAAGUCCGGCUCUUUCCAGUUCACCUACAAGCAAAUGCGGAUGUUCACUGCCACGGUUAACGCGACCAACGUAAUAUCCAGUGCCAGCCAGAGCAUGAACGUGACCGUGAACAGAUUCGGCUGCAAGCUCGGUGCAGUGACCAUUCAGGACGACGCAAAGGCUGCAGAUGCGCCCAAGGUCGUGCGCAUCACGGACGGCCUCAGCCUGCCGGUGGACGUGCAAAGGAGUUGUGUGGUGUCGGGCAUGCGCAUGAGUCUCAAGUGGACGGCGCAGCAGAUCAAUCACACCCGGUCCUACUCUGGGAAUUCCAACACGCUCACCAUCGUGUUCGCGCCAAACCAGUUCCCUCUGGGCACUUACCAGCUGACGGUCACCGCCAUCAUUUCCCUCGCCGGUAUCCAGAGCGUGAGCGAGCCCGUUUUCCUCAGGUUCGAGGAGCCUCUGCUGGAUGUCCAGCUGUCUGGAGGCCACUACAGGUUGGUGGGCGAGGGGAGAGACAUCCUGGUGGAGGCGGUGUCAAGUUCAGGAGAUGCCGCAGCCGUGAGCGGCGUCGCCUAUGACUGGUUCUGCAAGACGAACGCCAUGCUCGAAUUCGCCAUGGCCAACGCCUCGGCCUGUGCCGGGGCGAAGGUCGUUGGGCGCAGAGUCUUUCGGCUGCCGGGGGCCUCCGUCGUGGCGAGCUCCAUAUUCUACGUGCGGCUCGUGGCGUCGUCGGGCAGCAGAGUGGUGACAUCCGAGCAGACGAUCAAUGUGACCAAAGGGACACCUCUGGAGAUCACCAUCAGAUGUUUGGAAAACUGCAACGAGAAGAUUGAUCCAACGUCGACGUUCUAUGCGGUGGCCCAGUGCUCCAACUGCACCAGAGGUGAAGACAUCUCCUACUCGUGGUCACUGAGGCAGUUCAACACGGACACCACGGCGUACGACAUUGACCAGGGCUCCCUUGUUCGACAAAGUGGCAUCGGCCUCAAAGUGAACGCGGACAGCUUGGCUGCAGGGGGGCGGUACGAGCUCACGGUCGAGGCUUCAGGGAUGAGAGGUCAAAUGGGGCAAUCGAAGAUGUGGACAUCAGCAACGCGCCCUCCUUACGGUGGCACCUGCGCUGUUCAACCCACGUCGGGUGUGGCUCUGAGCACUGCGUUCCAGUUCUCGUGCCAGGGCUGGCUCGGCGAUGAUGCGGCCGCGCCCUCGGACCUGCUCUAUCGCGUCGUGGUGCACAGCGGCGAGCGGCAACUUGUCGUUUCUCGCAGCAGCACCCGGGAGAGCGCGGCGCUGAUGCUGCCGGCGGGAGAAGCGAGGGGCGGUGCUGGCAGUGGUGGUGGCGCCGGCGAUAUCCUCCAAGUCUCCGUUUUCGUGUGCAGCCCGAUCGGCAGCUGCAGUGAAUUCCCCAUGGCAAUCGAGGUGUCAGCGCUGCCGCAAGAUCAGCUAGAGGUCACUCUGCGUGAGCUGGUGUCCCCGGGCGGGACUCUAGACACGCUCGUGGCCGAUCAGGACGUCCAGAGGACCCUGCAGCUGGUGCGUGUGGCAGGCGUCUCAUUGAGUCAGGACGUCUCACCGGGACACAAGCAACAAAUGACAUACGCCUUGCUGCAAGUGAUCUACAACGCCUCCUCCCAGAUCCACACGGCGAACGACGCCGUUGAGGUUUUAAAUUCGGUGCACGACUUGACGUCUGACCAGCAGGACCUUGACCUGAACUCACAGGUUGUGGCAGCGAAAAUCGUUGAAGGGGUCAUGAAUAAUCUGAAAAAUAGUUCCAGCACUUCAAGAGAAGACCUGUUGAAGAUUUCUCCUGCCCUGGUCGGCGUCGUCGGGGGCCUCACGGCGACGUCGAGCGACCGCGUCUCCGCGGCCGCCGCCGCCGCCCUCGACGCUGACUACUCCCCCGACAGCCUCGACAUGAACCCACAGGAAGCCGAGAGGUUCCGGCUCCAGCAGAGCGAAGUGUACCGCGAGCGGCUCGCCCAACAAACCCCGCAGACGAUGCAGGUGGUUGACAGUUGCAAGCAGGCAAUGGAUGACUUCACCGGCAUGAUGCUGGACGCCAUGGUGUUUGGGGAAGAGCCGAUCGUGGUCACGGCAAACAACCUCAGCGUCACAAUGGGCCUGAACACCCUCGGCAGCGUGCAGGACAAACAGUGGGACAAUGGCCUUACCAAUCUGAACGCGUCCUUCACAAACGUUUCAGAUGAACUCCUACUUCAGACGGCGAACAUACAGGUUCUUUCGUUUGACAAAAACCCGUACGUGUGGGACGCAAGUUCCAGAAUCAACUCUCCAGUGGUGCAGCUGAGCGUGAGCGCGGAGCAUAAUGGCUCGGGCGCGAGCGUUGUGGUGAGCCUACGAAACCGGGACGCCGUGCAGCCUAUCGCGAUGGCCGUGCCCAACUGCACCGUUGCCACCGACUGCCUCGCCAUCAGCAAGUUCGAUAUCGGCACGGCCGCCUCGGCGAUCUUCAUGAAGUUCACGCCGCCGCCAGCGACGGGCGAGCUCGAAUUGGACGUAUUCCUCAAGUUCAACGGCACGCCGUCCGCGAGGCCGCCCGACUACGACUUCCGCUUCUCCCUCCCCCAAGACGGGCAGUACUCCGUGUUCGUGCCGAGCGGUAGCGUCAAGGUCGGCGUUUACUUCCUGGGCCUCAGGGCGACCGGUAACUCGACCGAUGCAAGCAAUCGGAGAGCAAAGAGGGCGCUCACCAAUAACGUCACGGCGUCCAUGGCCAUGUCGCUCCACAGGCUGACCUGCAAGAUCUGGGACCCCGAACGUAACGUCUGGAUGACCGGUGUGGCUCAGGUGCACCCAGAUUCGUCGGCGGAGGAGACCGUCUGCGUGGCCACGUUGACCACGGGGGCCCUCGCCAGGGCCACCUUCGCCGCUGAGUUCUUCGUGCCUCCGAACACCAUCGACUUCACCACGGUGUUCGCCAAGUUCGACCUGAGGAGCAACGCGGCCGUUUUCACCACGGUCAUCGCCAUCCUGCUGCUCUACCUCCUGCUGCUGCUCUACGCCCGCAGGGCCGACCGCCGCGACAAAGACAAUUGGAAGAUCAGGCCCCUGGUGGACAACGACGACUCGCACGCCUAUGUGUACCUGCUGAGCAUCGUCACGGGCAUGCGGGCAGGAGCCGGCACCCAGUCCAGGGUCUACUUCACCGUGCACUUCAGCCUGGGCGACACGGGGACCCGCAUCCUGCACAAUGGACACCUCAAGGGCUUCAGCCGCGGCAGCACGGUCACGUUCGAGAUGACCGUGCCCUAUUACUGGGGCGAGCCCAGGAACAUCACGAUCUGGCAUGACAACAGCGGGCCCGGAGGGCAGGGCUCCUGGUUCCUACGGCACAUCCUCCUGCACGACAUCCACGCCAAACAAACGUUCGCAUUCCCGUGCGACCGCUGGUUGGCGGCGGAGUUUGAGGACGGACAGCUGUGCAGGGAGCUGCCGGUGGCCGGCUUCCAGUUCGUUCCCAGCACGGGGAUGGUGUUCUCGUCGACGGUGCAGAGCAAGAUCACCGACGACCACAUGUGGGUCUCCGUCUUUAUGCGCCCCACACGCAGCGCAUUCUCCCGCGUGCAGCGCAUCUCCUGCUGCGUGUCGCUGCUCUUCCUCACCAUGGUCACCAACGCCAUGUGGUUCGAGACAGGCCCCAGCACCGGCUCCGACAACGUCCAGAUUGGGCCCUUCACCCUCAGCCUCUCGGAGAUGCUCAUCGGCCUCAUGAGCAACCUCAUCGUUUUCCCCAUAAGCUUCGUCAUCGUCGCCGUCUUCCGACGGCAGACCUACAGCCCAGCCACGCUCCGCUUCUUCGAGACCCACGGCAAGGGGGAGGGUGACCCCGGGCCACAGAGAAAGCCGCCGCUGUGCCGCCGCAUCACGGCGACCGCAUUCUACAAGUUCGUGGCCUGGUCCCUGGUCUUCCUCUCCGUGGUGACCUCCGGCUUCUUCACCAUCCUCUACAGCAUGGAGUGGGGUCCAGACAAAGCCAACUUGUGGCUGCGCGUGUUUAUCAUGUCAUUCUUUCAGUCCAUCAUCAUCGUCCAACCCGUCAAGGUUGUAUGCAUUGCAUUUUUUGUGUCACUGCUGAUGAAGAAAAAGAGAAAACCGCUGCACAUCGACGACACGUUGGAGUUGUUUAAGGACAAAGCGGACACGUUCGAGUGGCCCAAAGCCGACGACCACUGCAAGCUUCCGACGCAAGCGGCGGAGCUGCCGAGCGCUGACUACCUCCCCGGGCCCCCACGGGGCGCCGCUUUGCUGGCGAUGCGCCGGGCACGUGAGCGGGAGCGCGCGGCGUGGGAGCGAGUGAGGCAGCUCAUCCUCUUCCUGAUGCACGCGGCGCUGCUCGUGUUCAUCACGUACCGUGGCAGGGACCCCUACGCCUUUCUGGUUCAGAAUUCUGUCCGCAACGCGUUCGUCCUCAACAGCUUCGACCACGUGACGGACGUCAGCUCGUUUUGGGAUUGGAUGCAGAACGGCUUCCUCCCGAACUUCUACCCCCACGCAUGGUACAACGGGGAGAGGAUGAGCUGGAGAGAACGCUACUACCUCCGCGACUUCAGCACAAUCCGCGUGGGACCUGGCAGGCUGCGCCAGAUCAGAUCCGUGCCGCAGCGCUUCAACGAUGUCAUGGGCUUACAGCACAAAGUGCCCGGCGGCGAUGAAGAAAUGACCGGCAGCUUUCUGGAAGGGUGGCAGAGUGCGAAUUCCACGAACACAUCGGGCCAGCGGAAUUAUUGGUCAUACAGCACCGCCCAGGCUUUACAAGGGCUCACGACAGUCGGAGACCUCGCGCUCUAUUCGGGAGGAGGGUUCAUCGCUGAACUGGGGUUGAACCUCGCGGAUGGCACGGAGAUCGUGGCCAACCUGAGCUCAGCUUCCUGGCUGGACCACAGCACAAGGGCCGUGCUGACCGAGUUCACCGGCUACAACAUGAACACAGACCUCUUCUGCUCCGUCACCCUCCUCCUGGAGUUCUCGCAAGGCGGUGAUGCGCAUGGGCACGCAUACAUCCACGUGUUUAGGAUAGAGAGCUUUGUGGGCAAAUUAGAAACCCUGACUGGCGUAGUUUACAUCGUCUUUGCCAUCCUGCUGGUGAUCAUUGCCGCCACGGAGGCCCUGCGCUUGUCUGAACUUGGCGUGGCGUACUUCAAAAGCUUUUGGAACAUCGCGGAGCUGCUGAGCAUCACGCUGGGUGCAGCCUCCGUGGUCACUUACUUCAUCAAGAUGAGCGUGGCCACGCGCACGCUUGAGAAGUUCAGAACGGAUCCACACAAGUUUGUCAACUUUCAGGAGCUGGUCACGUGGGACCAGCAGCUCUCGGAACUGCUGGCGACCCUCGUGUUUGUCAGCACCAUCAAGGUGCUAGGCCACAUGAAGUCCCUCAGGCAAUUCGAGGUGCUCGUCGGCGCCUUCUCGGAGGCGCGGGACCACAUCCAGGGCUUCGCAGUCAUCGUGGUCGUCGUUUUCUGCAGCUUCGGCCAACUCACCAGCCUGCUGUUCGCCGGCUCGCUGCGGAACUACCGCACGUUCACCACGUGCCUGGAGCAGCUGUUCUCCCUGCUCCUGGGUCAGCCGGGCUAUGGCGAGCUGUACGCGGCCAACCGCGUCCUCGGGCCUCUGAUUUACUUCGCCUUCACGUCUGUGAACACCUUCGUGAUCGUCAACUUCUCGCUGGGCAUACUCUCCGAGGGGUUCGUCAGCUUCCGAAGGGUCCUGCGGGAGCAACCGCACAGCUUGGGGUUGCACGAAGCGCUGUUGAGCAGGAUCAGGGCAGUGCUUGCGGCUGUCCCCGCCUUGAAAUGAUUUUUUAGGCCAAAUAAAUAAUUAAUGUCUGCCACAGACGACUUACGUACGUACGCAUGUUGAACUUCUUUCACGCAGAACGUAGCCGACCGUGUUAAUUGGAGGUGCGGGAGAAGGACAAUAAACUAAACACAAACAAGCAGUUCUAAAGAAUUAUUUAAAAAAUGCAUAUGUAAGCUAUUAAAUAUGUGACAAUUAUAAUAUCUACUUAUCUUAUCCCUAUAUCUCAUUGCUUUAUCUGUCAUCACUUUAUCUCUCAUCAUGUUAUAUCUCAUCGCUUGCUCUCUCAACACUUGCACACCCGUAACUUUGUCAUCGCAUUCUCUCUCUAUGCCAUCGUGUAGAGUUCCAGAUGCGAUUUGUGGAUAGCCAAAAUCGCAGAUAACAAGUUCGUGAAUAACGAGGGAAUACUCUAUACAUAUCAGGAGAUACCUUCGCUAUGCCAAACUUAGUGUCCCAAACUUGAUUUGGAACUUUCGUGACUGCAGGAAUUACUCUUUGGUUCUUUCGGUAAAGUCACAUAGAAAGAAAAUAAAUUAAAUAAUAGCAUACAACGUUUCAAUUGCAACACAAGCAAUCAUCAUC
Messenger RNA from Petromyzon marinus (sea lamprey), 8344 nucleotides. RefSeq names its product polycystin-1-like protein 2. NCBI's taxonomy places the organism in Eukaryota, Metazoa, Chordata, Hyperoartia, Petromyzontiformes, Petromyzontidae. Gene Ontology annotation, cellular component: membrane. Gene Ontology annotation, biological process: detection of mechanical stimulus. The record is from RefSeq and is a predicted model, not a curated record. Gene Ontology annotation, molecular function: protein binding; calcium ion binding; calcium channel activity.